AUGUACAUGGAUCGCAGUGAUUACAUGGACUCCAAAAACCAAACAUCAAUAGGUGAUUUUACCCUGAUUGGUCUCACAGACUUGGUGGAAAUUCAAUGUAUUGUCUAUGGGAUAUUCCUAUUAUUUUAUUGUUUAACACUUUUGGGAAACAUUUCCAUUAUGAUAACAACUAUAAGGGACUCAAAUCUUCACACUCCGAUGUAUUUCUUUUUGUGGAAUUUGUCUUUUAUUGACAUUGGUUUUUCUUCUGUUUCUGUUCCAAAAAUGCUCACGGAUUUCUUUGCAACGAGGAAGCUCAUAUCUUUUGGGGGCUGCAUGUCACAGAUAUGUUUCUUCCAUUUCUUUGGAACGGCUGAAGUCUUGCUCCUUGCUGUUAUGUCUUAUGACCGAUUUGUGGCCAUUGGUAAUCCGUUGCGGUAUAUCCUCAUCAUGAAUAGCAAAGUCUGCCUCUCCUUGGCACUAAGUUGUUGGAUAUCUGGAUUUUUCCAUUCUCUUCUGCACACUGUGAUGACUGCAAAGCUUCCAUAUUGCCAGGCAAACCUGGUCAACCACUUCUUCUGUGACGUGAAGCCAGUGUUGAAGCUUGCCUGCACUGAUACCUCAUUCAUUCUUCAGCUUCUUACUAGAGUUGCUGGGUCUGUGUCAACGAUAACAUUUGCUUUUACAUUUCUCUCCUACUUUUUCAUUAUUAAAUUUGUCAUACAAAUUCGGACAAAAAAGGGAAGGCGAAAUGCCUUUUCUACCUGUAGCGCUCACCUUACAGUUGUAUUUAUGCUUUAUGGCACUGCAAUUUUUACAUAUAUGAGACCUUUGACUCAACAGUCUUUAGACCACGAUAGAGUAGUGGCAGUUCUAUUUACUGUAGUAACGCCAGCAUUGAAUCCUCUUAUUUAUACACUACGAAACAAAGAAAUGAGAGUGGCACUUAAAAGAAUAUACAAGAAUGUUUUUUAUUUGUAG
Xenopus tropicalis (tropical clawed frog) is the source of this 960-nucleotide messenger RNA. RefSeq names its product olfactory receptor family 5 subfamily AR member 4B (gene or5ar4b). Gene Ontology annotation, cellular component: membrane; plasma membrane. Gene Ontology annotation, molecular function: olfactory receptor activity; G protein-coupled receptor activity. The transcript has a single exon. The coding region runs from base 1 to 960 and encodes 319 amino acids. Gene Ontology annotation, biological process: detection of chemical stimulus involved in sensory perception of smell; signal transduction; G protein-coupled receptor signaling pathway. The record is from RefSeq and is a predicted model, not a curated record. Lineage: Eukaryota; Metazoa; Chordata; Amphibia; Anura; Pipidae.